UUAAAACAGGAAUUAAUAUCAGUACCUAUAAGUGAGAAUAUUGACUCAGAUCAUGUUGAUAAUAGUACUUCAAAAAAUAUGCAUUUAAGCAAACAUUCUAAAAUUAAGAAUUCUGCUGAAGAACAACUUGAUGUUGAAAUUUCUAAAUACCUUUUAAAGCACCCAAUGGAUAAUUGGAUUAAAGAGUUUCAAAAGAAACUUCUUUUAAUAACUAUUGCUAAUGGAUGGUCAUUCAGAUGGAUAGAGUGUAAUGAAGUACUAGAUCUUUUGUAUCAUCUUAACUCUGCACUUCAACUCAAGCCUAGUGCUAUACCAUCCCGUCUAAUAUUAGGUGGCAUGCUUUUUAAUAAUGCUGCAAAUGAACUUCAAGACAAAACAUUAAAAAAUUUGAAAGAUGCUAAAUCUAUUAUAUUGACAUUUGAUGGCUGGAAGAAUAUUGUGAAGAAAAAUAUUCUUGGAAUUACUUGUGUAACAGAGAAUGGAGAUAAAUAUUAUGAAAUGUGGACAGGAAAUGAACCAAAAGAUCUUGCUAGUGAAAUGACAAAUUAUCAAAACAAAAUAUUUCCAUUUGAUGAUAAUCAAGUAUGUAAACAAAGCAAUAACUUAAAUAUAAAUAGUAAUAAAGUUAUUCAGGUUGAGGAAAAAAUUGUAAAUGAAUUAGAUUAUACACAAGCUAUUGAUGAAUGGUUUGUGCAAUUAGAUAAUGAAGCAUUUGAUAAAAUGUAUCAAGAGGAAGAAAUAGAUAGUUUUUAUGAUACUACAACUUUACACCCAGCUGAUGAUCCUAAAGUGAAAUAG
Molecule: messenger RNA, 798 nt
Organism: Racocetra fulgida
Lineage: Eukaryota; Fungi; Glomeromycota; Glomeromycetes; Diversisporales; Gigasporaceae
Source: the annotation of a GenBank genome assembly